Messenger RNA from Humulus lupulus (European hop), 2429 nucleotides. Its product is annotated as E3 ubiquitin-protein ligase RGLG2-like. The coding region runs from base 656 to 2053 and encodes 465 amino acids. The transcript has 11 exons. NCBI's taxonomy places the organism in Eukaryota, Viridiplantae, Streptophyta, Magnoliopsida, Rosales, Cannabaceae. The record is from RefSeq and is a predicted model, not a curated record.
UAUUUGACUUUUUAUCUGGUUUGAAAGUUUUAUGAUUUUAUCCAUUAGUUUUGUAGUUCGAGAUUUGUGUUUCAUUUUCUAGUAGGGCCUACAAGUUUUGAUCUUUCCAAUUUGUAGAUUUGUUUGGCGGCAAAAUUAGCCGUUGCAGGUGUUUUCUGUUUUAAUUUUGUUUUUCUAGGGUUUUUGGUUGAGUUCUGCUGUUCUGCACUUUUCUUAUUGUGAAGUUUAUUGAAAAAAACGAGUUUUGGGUUUUUCUCAUAUAUUUUAAUUUUUACAUCUAUUUUGGCUUUGUUGUCGGCAAUCUUGGCAAUUGGAGUCGCCCUUUGUAGAAGAAAAGUGUCCAUAUUCAUAUGGGGAAGGUUAACCAAACAAGUAAAACUUUGAGGCGGUUACGGCAUACAGUCGUGUUUGAACCCAUCUCUUUGGUCUUUGUUUGUUUAGAAAGAUAAUAUUUAUUUUUGGCUUUCCAGGACACAGAAGAAGAAAGCCACCUUUACCUAUACAUAUUUUUCUUUCUUUCCUUUGUAACUGCCAUUGAACGAAAGAUAUAAGUUUUAUUUUCUGGGUUUACUGGCAUUUGUCUUGUAGGGUUCGAUUUGUAUAGAUUUGCUUGAUUUUUGUGGGUUCCCAAUAUUGAUCAAGAGAAACUGGUUUGAUGGGUGGCAAGAGUUCGAAAGACGAUAGUACUAGACAGAGGUCAUUGCGUUCGAGUGGGAGUUCAUCUUGGAGUGGGUAUCCUCAAUCCCCUUAUGAUCAAGGGAUUGAGACCUACGCAUCUCAACAACCAUACUACGCACCCCAACCCCAACCCCAACAAUCUUACGCUCCGCCAGAAUCCUAUGCACAACCAGAGUAUUAUGCUCCCCCACCGCAGGACGUCAGUGUUGGCCAUGCGGCUGCCUCCGCUGGUGUUAGGAGGUUGGACAGGAGAUAUUCAAGAAUUGCUGAUAACUACAAUUCUCUAGAUGAAGUGAGUGCGGCUCUUGCCAAUGCUGGCCUUGAGUCUUCUAAUCUUAUUGUUGGCAUUGAUUUUACAAAAAGCAAUGAGUGGACAGGUGCGAAGUCGUUCAACAGAAAAAGCUUGCAUCACAUUGGAGAUACUUUGAAUCCCUACGAACAAGCAAUAUCCAUUAUUGGGAAAACCUUGGCUGCAUUUGAUGAAGAUAAUUUGAUUCCUUGCUAUGGAUUUGGAGAUGCAUCUACGCAUGAUCAAGAUGUGUUUAGUUUUUAUCCUGAUGAGAGAUUUUGCAAUGGCUUUGAGGAAGUUUUGAGUCGUUACAGAGAAAUUGUUCCCCAUUUACGACUUGCAGGCCCUACUUCAUUUGCACCAGUAGUUGAGAUGGCCAUGACCAUUGUAGAGCAGAGUGGUGGCCAGUACCAUGUUCUAGUAAUAAUUGCAGAUGGCCAGGUGACUAGAAGUGUUAAUACUGAGCACGGCCAGCUAAGUCCGCAGGAGCGGAAGACUGUUGAAGCCAUUGUUGAAGCUAGCAAAUUACCUCUUUCAAUAAUUUUAGUUGGUGUUGGAGAUGGGCCGUGGGACAUGAUGAAGGAAUUUGAUGAUAAUAUCCCUUCUCGGGCUUUUGAUAAUUUUCAAUUUGUGAAUUUCACAGAAAUAAUGUCGAAGAAUGUUGCCCCAUUACGAAAAGAGACUGAAUUUGCUCUGGCAGCAUUAAUGGAAAUUCCUUCUCAGUAUAAAGCAACAAUGGAGCUCAACAUAUUGGGGAAUUUAUCGGGUAAAUCACCCCAAAGGGUUUCUCUGCCUCCUCCUGUAUAUGGCGCGUCGUCUUUUACUAGCUCCAAACCCUCCCACGAUACUAUCUUUAAGCCUACCGAGCCAAGUUUUCCAUCUUAUCCCGAAAAAAGCACCCCUGUUAGCUCAGCUCCGCCUGCUCCCAGUUCAUCUUAUGAUAACCAGGUUUGCCCCAUCUGCUUAACUGAUCCAAAGGACAUGGCCUUCGGUUGUGGGCAUCAGACAUGUUGCGAAUGCGGAAAAGAUCUUGAGACAUGCCCAAUAUGUCGAAGCGCGAUCAGUACAAGAAUAAAACUCUACUAAUCAGCUUCAAGUCGAGUUUCUCGUUUGAGUUUUUAGUCUUGUCUACUACCAACAUUCUUUUAAUUCUUUAUUUAAUUUUUGUUCAAAAUGUUAGUAUUAGGUAAGGUUGUCCCUGUAAAUCUGGUUUUAUGUGAUUAUUAGUAGGCUGCUGUGGUGGUGCCAAAUGUUUAGUUGUACAAAGGUGUUUGCUCUGUUCAAUUAAUUUGACACCUAGGCUAGUUUUUUGUUGGUACGAUCCAGAUACAGCUGAAUCUAAAAUUCCAUUUAUGUGUUUUAUUUUUAUUUUUUUAUUUUGCCUGGAUUCCAUUUAUGUAAAAAUGGUGUUGAUAAGUCAGUUUUUGACAACAUUAUUACUAAAAUUUCAACUUGCCUAGUA